Adelges cooleyi (spruce gall adelgid) is the source of this 2173-nucleotide messenger RNA. Its product is annotated as high affinity cationic amino acid transporter 1-like. Lineage: Eukaryota; Metazoa; Arthropoda; Insecta; Hemiptera; Adelgidae. Gene Ontology annotation, molecular function: amino acid transmembrane transporter activity. The coding region runs from base 253 to 2040 and encodes 595 amino acids. The transcript is spliced from 12 exons. Gene Ontology annotation, cellular component: plasma membrane. Gene Ontology annotation, biological process: amino acid transport; transmembrane transport. The record is from RefSeq and is a predicted model, not a curated record.
CCAUUUCAGAUUCAGUGUCUGAUGGGAGUGCGUCGGUUGCGCUUGUGACGAGCUGUCGUCAACAUUCGAAACCAAACAUUGUUUGUUCAUUCUGAUAAAAAUAAUAGCUCGUAGUUACGAUAAAAACGUGUAAUUAUUUUCCAUUGGAAAAUCAUUGUCGGUCACAUAUUGGCGCGCCGUCGACAUCAGACUGCCGCCGCCGUUGUACCGCACUGGUAACGUCGACCACAUACCCGGUAACCAGCAAAGUCAAUGGCGGUCGGAGGAAAACUCAAGAGGAAGAAGACCGUGGCGGGCGUUGUGCGGGAGACGUCCAUGCUGGACCGGGUGCUGACCACCACAGAUCUGACGGCGUUGGGUGUGGGCAGUACCAUUGGAGUAGGCGUAUACGUUCUGCCCGGCGCCCUGUCCAAGUACGUGUCGGGACCUGCCGUGGUCGUGUCCUUCUUCAUCGCGGCAAUCGCCUCCGUGUUUGCCGGAUUGUGUUAUGCAGAACUCAGCAGCAGAGUGCCAAAAGCGGGAUCAGCUUAUUCGUAUGCUUACAUAGCAGUAGGCGAAUUGGCAGCAUUCAUUGUGGGUUGGAACCUUUUACUUGAAUACUCCAUAGGCGGGGCCAGCAUAGCCAGAGGACUAAGCCUGUACGUAGAUGCCCUAUGUAACAAAACGAUGGAAACCGCGUUCAGAAGCAUUUAUGUGUUAGACUUGCCGUACUUGUCCGAAUACUUCGAUUUCUUCGCCAUGUUCAUCGUUAUUGUGUUUUCGGUUGCCCUAGCAUGUGGCCUAAAAGACUCGGUUCGGCUCAACAAUUUUUUUACACUCGUCAACUGUGCAAUUAUGGUCAUGGUCAUUGCCGGCGGUUGCUUUCACAUCGAUUUCAAAAACUGGUCGCUGCCCAAAGCUGAAGUUCCCAAUUGGGCAGGGGAAGGCGGUUUCAUGCCCUACGGCUUGCAAGGUGCGCUACAAGGAGCGGCCACAUGUUUUUACGGUUUUGUCGGCUUCGACUGCAUAGCUACGUCUGGGGAAGAAGUGAAGAAUCCGCAAAAAUCAUUGCCCUUAGCUAUUAUACUGUCGUUGUUCAUUGUGUUUCUUGCUUAUUCUGGAGUUUCCGCGGUGCUCACGCUGAUGAUCCCGUACUAUGCCCAGGACGCAGACAUGCCCAUAAGUUACGCUUUUGACGUGUUUGGCUGGUCAAUGUUUAAUUGGAUUAUCGGAGUUGGAGCGAUUUUUGGAAUGUGUGCUUGUAUGUUCGGAGCUAUGUAUCCGUUGCCGAGAAUAUUGUACGCCAUGUCUAACGACGGGUUGAUAUUCGAAGGUCUGGGCCGAGUUCACCCCAAGUUCAAAACACCGUUUAUCGGCACAAUGUUUGCUGGCACCAUCACAGGUUUUUUUGCAGCGUUAUUAAACUUGAAACAACUGGUGGACAUGAUGACCAUCGGCACGCUACUUGUUUAUGUAAUGGUUGCAGUUUGUGUUCUGUUUACAAGGUACCGUGAAGAGAGCGAUUUGGAUUAUGACAUGUUAGCUGACGAGUACAUCGAAUCCACGACUUUGACUACGCUGAAAAUGAACUAUACUAAAAAACAAGUCUUAAAACAGCUAUUCAAUUAUAACAAAUUUGUCCGGUCGAACAAUCUUACAAGCUAUGUAGCGUCUUUACAAACGACGUGUUUUACUAUUUUGUGUCUACCGUUAAGUUUGUACCUAACUCAUUGGUACGAAUUGGACAGUAUGCAGUGGAAGAUCGCACAACUACUAAUAGUAAUAAUGAUAAUUCAAUUGAUAUCUAUUAGUUUGCAGCCAGCGUCAAAAACACCAGUCACAUUUAAAGUACCAUUUGUUCCAAUUACUCCGGCCUUAAGUAUAUUUAUAAAUAUUUAUUUGAUGUUCUUUUUCGACAUUUACACGUGGGCAAGAUUCAUUAUUUGGAUGAUCAUUGGAUUUGCAAUUUACUUUGGUUACGGCAUCCGACACAGCAAAGAAAACUCUAAUUUAUGUACGCCUAUUGCGUUCUCCGGCCAAACAAAAUUAAACAUUCAUUGACUACAGUUUUGAACUAAAGUGAUAUAAUAGAUAUAUUUAUUUUUGUAAUAAUAGAUUUACACAAUUGUAUUAUAAAUAUUUCAUAUUAUAUUUAUUUUAAGAAAAUUAUAAAUGUACAUUGCUUACCACUAAA